AUGGCCGACGAGGAGGAGCCCGACUGCUGCCCGCUGUGCAUGGAGGAGCUGGACAUCACGGACAAGACGUUCAACGCGUGCCCCUGCGGCUACCAGGUGUGUCUCUGGUGCUGGCACCAGAUCAAGAACGAGUACAACGGGCUCUGCCCCGCGUGCCGCCAGCCCUACGCCGAGCUCUCCAAGCAGAAGAACCCGCUGGACCGCGAGGAGGUGGUGCGGCGCACCAAGCAGCGCAAGCAGAAGGAGAAGAGCGAGCGGCGCUCGGCCGCGCAGGCUAAGAGCGCCACGGUGAACCGCAAGAGCCUGCAGAACGUGCGCGUGAUGCAGCGGAACCUUGUUUACGUAAUCGGCUUGCCCGUGCACUUCGCCGAGGAGGACAUUCUCCGCUCGAACGAAUGCUUCGGCCAGUACGGCAAGAUCGUCAAGGCCGUGGUGAACAAGUCGCACUUAAGCGCGGACCGCCAGAACGCAACAGCCAGCGCGUACAUCACGUUUGCCAACAAGGAGGACGCGCUCUGUUGCAUUGUGGCAAUAGACGGAUACUACCUGGACGGGAGUCUGCUGCGGGCGUCGUUCGGCACCACCAAGUACUGCAACUUUUUUCUGCGCAACAUGCAGUGUAACAACCCGGACUGUCUGUACCUGCACGAGCUGGGCGACGAGGACGACAGCUUCACCAAGGAGGAGAUGCAGUCAGCGCUGCACUCUGGGAAGGCUGCGUUCCGGGACAUGUCGAUGGCAAAUGGGCAGGUGCAGGAGCGGGAAGGCUCUCGGUUCCCUCCGCCUCACAGACCAAGUGCUCAGUCUAGAUCAUCUACUAGUGCCAGUGCCAGUGCUAGUGCUAGGGCGCCGUCUCCGGCAAGAGGGGCGUCUCUGCUCAGGUCACACAGCGAGGAGCAGUUCGAGAGGCAGUCACAGAGCGCAGCGGCCGUAUCAGCACUCAGACAGGGCGACAGCAGCAAUAGUUCAGGGUCUUCGUCGCCUGACCGCGUCGACACAGCAGCAGCAGCAGCACACAACACAGAAUACCCGCCGCUCAGCAGCAGCUUGGCAAGAGGAAACUCCUAUAGCAAGAUCGUGGCGGGCGGACACAGCAGUAGCAGCAGCAGACAUUCAGGCGUACCAGCAGCAGCAGCAGUACCAGUACCAGUGCCCGCUCCAGCAGAACCAGCACCAAGCAAUAAGCCUCAGCUGCACGUAGACACAUCUCGGGAAGAAGACAACACACCGGCACUGGAGACGGUGGUAGGGCCGCUGGAAGCGCUCAAGCUGGCGACCGGUUCGUCCACUCAGGAGCCGGCGUGGGCGCAGCCGUUCCCGACCCCGUCAGUGCAGCAGAGCGAGAGCGAGGAGCAGACAACAGCGACCAGCAGUGCAGCAGGCGUCUACAGUCCCUUCGGUCUCGGCUUCGAAGGUGGAAUCCGUCGCGCCAGCAGCGCCCGGGAGCUCACGUCCAAGUCGCCAGUAUCUGGAGACGUGUGGGGGUCCUCUAACGCGCCCAAGAGCUCGCUGGACCCGUUCCCGCCUGCCGCGCCGACGAUGGCGGCGUCUGCCAGCUCGUCAUCGUCGUUCGCGUCCAUCGACGCCAUCUUCAGCCAGCGGAACGAGUCGUCCGAGGCUCUCGCGGGUCGGCUGGGUGUGCAGCUGGAUCCGACGCCUCUGAACCACGGCGCCCCUCUUGCUGCCGCCCCCAAGGACGCACGCACAUCGCGGUUUUCGUUUGCUAAGCCUGCGGACGCUGGUCGUGGCAUGCAGCAGCAGACGACGGCGCGCUACGAGUUGCUGGACGGUACCACAGUGAACAACCGCAGCUCGUUCGGUGGCUUUGACGCUCCUCGUGUCGGAAACCCUCCGUCGGUACCGUCGGCGUUCCCGUCGACUGCGGACCGGUCGGGCUUCCCGCCGCUAGGCAGCUCUCAGCAGCUUCACCACGCGCCGCCGCCUCCCCAUCCUUCCAGGAGCUCGUUCGGUGGUGGCGACUUCCGCGGCAACGACAUGGCUCUCGGUGGUGGCGGUGCGCUGGGCGGAGGAUCCGGUGGACUGGCGUUCCUGCAGCAAAUGCUGCCGAACGUGAACAUCAGCUUCGGUGGGGACUAUCCCAGUCUGUCGGGCGCGGCGUCGAGCGGCAUGGGAGCGUCCGCGACGCCGAUGCGCAGUGCGAGCGCCGGUCGAGGUGGCAGCUCGGGUCGUCGCCUCUUUGAGCGCAGUCAGAGCGCGGGUGCUGGCUUGGUUUCGCCGGAUUCGUGGGAUGGCGGCAGUCUGAGCUCGCUGGGCUUCGACUCGCAGUCCAACAACCGCCGGGCGUCCAGUGGGUCGUCCUUCUACGAUCCUGCGCUGGUGCCGCAGGCGUCGGGCGGGUUCUCGAACAACCUCUACGGCUUCAGCUCGUCCAACGCGAUGGCGCCCAACGGCAGCGACAGCGACCGCCUACACAUGCAGAACGAUUUUGGAGGCGACGCGUACCGCCGCUCGGGCUCGUUGAUGAACAACAGCUAG
Messenger RNA from Phytophthora sojae, 2496 nucleotides. RefSeq lists its product as hypothetical. The record is from RefSeq and is a predicted model, not a curated record. Gene Ontology annotation, molecular function: ubiquitin-protein transferase activity; metal ion binding; RNA binding. NCBI's taxonomy places the organism in Eukaryota, Oomycota, Peronosporomycetes, Peronosporales, Peronosporaceae. Bases 1 to 2496 code for a protein of 831 amino acids. Gene Ontology annotation, biological process: protein ubiquitination. Gene Ontology annotation, cellular component: CCR4-NOT complex. The transcript is spliced from 4 exons.